UCUCCGUCAGGGGGUGUGUUGCCCUAAAAAAAAGUAAAGCAAUAUCCGACUGCGCUGCUUGACUGUUUGCACAAAAAUCUAUCGCGUGUUCGACAAAGCUGCUUUUUUUGUGCGGAGAGUCGAAGCCGACUGUUGUAGCUGAAAGUACACAGUAUGGCAGCGGUAGGAUCCCGAGCAGGACUUGACACGAUGGGCAUUGACGGCCAGGACGGACUGCUCUACUUGCAGUGUUGUGGGCAGGGAGAAGGGGUGCAGAAGAAGCUGAAAGCAGGAUCUGCCACCACAGACUGGUCUGUCGAUGCCAACACACUGCAAACCAACCUAAUGUCCUUCCCAAGGUCUUCCGGCAUGGAUUUACCUUACAGAAGUCCUGAAUCAGUGGAGAUGGAUGAGAUCAUGGCUGCGAUGGUGCUCACCAGUCUGUCCUGCAGUCCAGUGGUCCAAAGCCCCCCACAAAAAGACCUCUUACCAGGGGACAUGGAGUGUUGUGGAGGUGAUCUGUCUGACAGUGGCAGCAGUGGUUACUGGAGCUGGGACCAUGGCAAUGUAAGUCCAGCCCCGUCUCCAUCGGUCACUGAGAUGGACAGGAGCCCCAGCCGACCCACAGACGAAGGCCUGCACAUGGAGCUGGACCAAGGCGCAUGUGAGGAGCCCGAGGCCCGGAGGUGCAAGAGCUUGAGCCGGGGAGCAUACAGGUGUCUGUGGCCUGGCUGUGGAAAAGUGCUGACAUCACGUGUCGGAAUGAAGCGGCACAUUCGCAUUCUUCACCUCGGUGGAGGCUCAGAGCAGUCCCACAGAGAGGAAGACUUCUACUACACAGAGGUCUCUUCUGAAGAUGAAGACACUGCACCUUCAUCUCCUGCUCCUUCCUUCUCCAGCGGAACCUGGACGUCCUGCAGCUCCACACAAAGCCAGGAUACAACAGUCCUCUCCAGUCCACUCAGCCAAUCCGCUCCCAGCAGCGUCUGGCAGAUCCACACUGAACAUCUCUAUCAGGCCUGUUCACCCAUUCAGGUGACGGUCUCUCCGGGCUCUCCCACAUUUUGCAGCUGGACUCCGCCUGGUGACGUCCAGCAGAAACCUCAGAUUCCAGCCUCUCGCAGCAGAUCGGUGAGUGUUGGAGAGCAGUGGCUCCAGAGGAACAGCACCUCCACCAGAUCACACACCAUCAGUGCGUCUCCAUCCAGAGGACACUGCUCAUUCAGGAAGGGGCGCGGCGAGGCCAAAAAAUGCCGAAAAGUGUACGGCGUGGAGCGCAGGGACCAAUGGUGCACCGCGUGCCGCUGGAAGAAAGCCUGUCAGCGGUUCCCAGACUAAACAAAAAGACUUGAGGAGACGAGAAAGAAUCUCCACUUUCUUUCUGUCCUCCAAUUACUUCCUGCACUGUAGAGGACCCCUCUUUUCACUUUUCUACCUUAUUUUGUGCGUGUUUUGGUUCUGUUUUUCCACAAAGUGAACGCUGGUACUAGCUGUCGAGACUGUGGAGUUGUAGGAUCCCGACCCUUCAAAGGUGAAUUCUGCCCUCUCGCACAAGUCUAAAGUGUAAUCCUGUAUCUGAACAAGGUGUUUUUAACCCUACUCCUGCACUUCUUCAACCAUAGCCCAGAUAUUUAAGUGAUCGUUGAUUUUAUUUUUUUGUAUACUGUGGACAAUGUAUUGCUUUGAGCAUUUUCAUGAUGUUUUUCUAUUGCCGGUUUUUUGUGUAACGUCACGUAUUGUCUAUUUUUUUCUACGUAUUUACUUUGAGUUUCGCAAAGGUUUGACUAAGGUCGUUUGCCAUAGCGCUUCCUAAUCAAUCUAAACUGCCAGAUAUAAAGCUACAGUGGUGUUGAGUGAAAGAUGAAGUGAAUGUUGUCGUCGGCCACACGGGUGGUCACGGUGUGUGUUGUCUGAUGGAGAAAAAAAAAGUGCAGCUAUAACCUUUUGAUUGAAUACCAAAGUGCUAUUGCAAAGAGUUUAAAGGGAGCUAGACUGAAUACUGUCCCGAGGAUAGAUCGGGCUUGUUUCCUUUUCUAUGUUUCUUGUCAUCCUUCCAAAAAAAAAACAAACAAAAAAAUGUGUAAGGUCUUGUACAAUAC
Molecule: messenger RNA, 2078 nt
Organism: Danio aesculapii
Lineage: Eukaryota; Metazoa; Chordata; Actinopteri; Cypriniformes; Danionidae
Gene: znf395b
Product: zinc finger protein 395b
Exons: 10
Coding region: 154-1317 (387 amino acids)
Biological process (GO): regulation of transcription by RNA polymerase II
Cellular component (GO): nucleus
Molecular function (GO): DNA-binding transcription factor activity; RNA polymerase II cis-regulatory region sequence-specific DNA binding
Source: RefSeq, a predicted model, not a curated record